Molecule: messenger RNA, 1000 nt
Organism: Rhagoletis pomonella (apple maggot)
Lineage: Eukaryota; Metazoa; Arthropoda; Insecta; Diptera; Tephritidae
Exons: 1
Coding region: 194-421 (75 amino acids)
Source: RefSeq, a predicted model, not a curated record
CGUCCUCAGAGCUCAGUAAAAAUUAUGCAUUUGAGCAGAAUACUACUAAGCAAGUAAAAAACCAGGCAGUAAAACCAAAAAUUAAGUGCAAUUUUCAAAAAGUUCUUACCAAGAACUGAACCAAUUCAAGCAAAGGAAGGAAGGAGAAGAUUAGGAGGCAAUGAGCAAAGCUACAGAUCAGUAAACCAGCAAGAUGCCUAACCAAUUCCCAAUUAAACCACCAGCACAAAUACCCUGCGCACACUGGAAUCACUUUCCCAUGCAUCCACGCGUGAUGAUUGCAUUCAGCAGCAUAAUCAAAGGCUCAGACAGCCCAUUACCGCCGCCACCAUCACCAGGGUCGUACUCCUAUUGCAGUGCCUGCAAUGCCAUGCAAAAACUGUGUAUAAAACCUCAGCGCAGCGCACACGCACAGACAUAAAAGUAUGUAAAUAAAUACCUACUUCGCAAAAACCGUUCUUGCCUUGUAAUUGGGAAAAGUUGAUUGCGGAAGACAAUAAAUAACGGAAAUAAGGAGCGCAUACGGUCAUCAAGAAGCAGCAGAAAGGCGCAAAGAAUUUAACGAGUCAAUUACUUCUCCUCAAAAGCGGCUAUAUCGAAUUUGACAAACAAUUCCAAAUUUAUCUACUUAGAUGUAAUUUAAAAAUAUAAAUUUUUACACCUACCUCAACGUGUAUAUCGGGCGCGUAACAAUUAGGUUUAGAGGGCAACAGCUAAAAUGCUUAGGAGUUCGCAUUGUUGUGUAGCGAGUAGUACGAGCAUUAAAGUACUUAAAUCGAUAUAAACAGCAUAAAUAUAAGUAUAAUUUUUAUAUACCGUUAUAAUGACGUGACUAGAUAUUUACGUGUACACAUGUACAUACAUACAUAUACAUAUUUAACUACAACUAUAGGGGGUUUCCAUAUAUAGGGAGUGGGAAAAGUCACGAAAAUCUUAAAAGUCUCGAAAUUUCAAUUGCACUGUAAAAAUAUAUGUGCAUAUAGAAAAUAAUUUCGAGUUU